AUGGAUUCAAGAGUUGAAUCAAUGGUGCUCUUCUUUGUAGCAGUUCUUCUAUGGGCUCCUCUGGUUUCCUCUCGCUUGCCUAUUGAAGAUGCUGCAAUGAAUAAUGAUCAAGACAUGAUCGAGAGGUACCACCAGUGGAUGAUCAAGUAUGGCCGCAACGAGGAUGCUAAGGAAGCAGCUCGGCGCUUCCCCGUCUUCAAGAAGAAUGUGGAGUACGUUGAUUUUGUUAAUGGCCAGAACCGGUCCUACAAGCUGACUGCGAACCAGUUCGCAGACCAGACUGAAGAGGAGUUCAGCCGCACGCGAUGUGGGUUUAGGUCCUCCAAGCAGGGUUCUAAGGCAUCCCGGCGGCCGGCUGUGUCGUCCACCAUGGAUGCCGGUGACGAGAAUGUGCCAGUGAGUAUUGAUUGGAGGAAGAAGGGAGCUGUCACCCCCAUUCAGGAUCAAGGUGACUGUGGUUCCUGCUGGGCGUUCUCGGCGGUGGCCGCCAUUGAGGGGAUCAUCAUGAUCAAGGAGGGGACGCUGGUCGACCUCUCCGAGCAGCAGCUCGUGGACUGCGACGUUAACGACCGCGGCUGCGGAGGCGGGGAGAUGACCACCGCCUUCGACUUCGCCCUCCAGCACCACGGCCUCGCCUCCGAGAAGGCCUACCCUUACGCCGGCGUGGACGAGAAGUGCAACAAAGGGGUCAGGGCCAACGGCAACUCCUCCAUCAUAGCCGGACAUGAGCGCGUGCCGGCCAACGACGAGAAGGCGCUGCUCCGCGCCGUCGCCAAGCAGCCUGUCUCCGUGGGCAUCGAGGCCUCGUCCCUGGACUUCCGCUUCUACUCCUCCGGCAUCUUCGCCGGCGAGUGCGGCACCGAACUCGACCACGGAGUUGCGGUCGUGGGCUACGGCAUCGACGACGACGACGACGGCACCAAGUUCUGGAUAGUUAAGAAUUCGUGGGGGACAGAGUGGGGAGAAGAUGGAUACAUCAGGAUGAAGCGCGACGUAAACCAGAAAGGAGGCAUCUGCGGCAUCGCCAUCGAUGCUUCCUACCCUUUUGCUUAGGGAAAGGAGGGGCCGCUGGUGUGAGGGAACAUCGCUUCCAGAGUUUGCCUUUUCCUGCAAAUUUGGCUACACUAGUUUUGUUGCAGUUUUUCUCAAUAACUUGUCCCGGUCGUCAU
Molecule: messenger RNA, 1169 nt
Organism: Nymphaea colorata (pocket water lily)
Lineage: Eukaryota; Viridiplantae; Streptophyta; Magnoliopsida; Nymphaeales; Nymphaeaceae
Product: zingipain-2-like
Exons: 2
Coding region: 1-1053 (350 amino acids)
Cellular component (GO): lysosome
Molecular function (GO): cysteine-type endopeptidase activity
Source: RefSeq, a predicted model, not a curated record